Patella vulgata (common limpet) is the source of this 4246-nucleotide messenger RNA. RefSeq lists its product as uncharacterized. Gene Ontology annotation, biological process: UDP-N-acetylglucosamine biosynthetic process. The record is from RefSeq and is a predicted model, not a curated record. The transcript is spliced from 17 exons. Lineage: Eukaryota; Metazoa; Mollusca; Gastropoda; Patellidae. Gene Ontology annotation, molecular function: monosaccharide binding; NAD+ poly-ADP-ribosyltransferase activity; glucosamine 6-phosphate N-acetyltransferase activity. Gene Ontology annotation, cellular component: endoplasmic reticulum-Golgi intermediate compartment; Golgi apparatus; endoplasmic reticulum. Bases 87 to 2222 code for a protein of 711 amino acids.
AAGGGGAGAUAACUGUCGAUUAUUUUUCAUAAGUUAUCUCCUCUCAAUUGCUUGACGAUUUUCUGCUGAACUGUAAUGUUGAUAAUAUGGCCGACAAAAACACUAAAGUUCCAAAUGAGAAUGGAAUAUCCUCAAAUUUAUCCGAACUCGCUAAAGAUUUGUUACAUCUGGACGAAGCCUCAUCACUACCAAGUAUUCGCCCUGGUUCCCAACUUGCAGAUAAAUUAGAAUUCAAGGACAGAAGCGGUAAUACUGUAUCAGGAUAUCCAGUUAUAGUAGACUUCCGUCGUAUAUUACAACUUCAGAAUAAAACAAAUCCCUGCCAUGACAGUGAUGUUAUUCAAGGAAUAUCAAACAGUGAUCUUCUACAUGCUGUGGUUGGUCUUUAUGAUAUUGCUUUAUCAGAAAUGACAUUAGAUGUUUUGUAUGCAACAGUUUGUGAACGAUGGGCUCGUACAAUUGUUUUAGUUCAAGAUGUAAAAGAUGCACUAAAUGAUGUUGAGGAAAGAAAGAAAAAGAGACUGCUGCACAAAAACUCAAAAGAUGGAACAUUAUUAAAUGAAGAAACAGCAGUAAAAGAUAAAGAAUUGAAGAAGGAAAGUAUUGAAGACUCCAUUGAAACUGAAAAUGAAAAAGAUAUUUUUGAAGAAGAAGAAUCCCAGCCUAGUAAAUUUGAAGCUGUAUUUAGUGACACUGAUGAUGAUGAAGAUGAAGAAGAAGAUGAAGACAGUGAGGAUGAAGAUGAUUUUUCUCAUGGAAUCAAUUCUUUUAUAAAAUCAGCAUCAAAGAGACGGAAAAUUAGAAAUGAAAAAGAGGAACAAAUAGACAAAAAUGACAUUGGUGUGGAAAAUAGAAUUAUUGGGUGUUUAACAUUUGAAAAGAAAUAUGUGAGACACAGAGAAAGAGUGAUUCAUUUAACAAUAUUGACAGUUAGACCAAGAUAUAGGAAAUAUGGAAUUGGAAAAUUUCUUUUAUCACAAGUAGUAGAUCCAGCUGUAACAGGUCAAUAUGAAGCUGUAGUUGUACAUGCUGAUAAUGGUGCUGUAGACUUUUUCCAAAAAUUUGGGUUUUCUGAUGAUCUUGUACUAAAUAGUAGAUGGAGUGAAUUAGCAGAACAGUUUACAAAUUGUACUUUAAUGUGUUAUUUACCAGGUUUUACAGGUCAUUCUCUUCUAAGUACAGUUAGUCUACCAGGUAUUGAAGCAUUUGAAAUGGAACAAGAAUUAAAGAAAUGGAAAGAUAAAACCUUAGAGUCCUAUCAAGCACAGAUGUCAUGUAUUAUGAGAAUGAAACACGAAAUAUUACAAUUACAGAAAAAGGUAAAAUCACAAGAUGAAAUUAUUAGCACGUUGGCAUUAGACAAUGAAAGAAUCAAACAAGAAAAAUCUUCUCUAGAAAAAGAAUUACGGACGUUUAGAAUAUGGAAAGUACAGCAAGCAGUCAAUAGGCAGAUUGUUUCUAGUGGAGAUAUAGAUGAUGAUAUCACUACAGAAGAUUUAAUUAAUGAAUUACAACAGCAAGUUGACAAAAUGGACAUCCACAAGAACAGAUUAUUAGAAAAUGGUGCACAUAAUACAACACGUUUUGGUGAUGGAAGUUCAAUUGCAUUUCCUUAUAUGCGUGUGCGUAGUCAACAAGAACCAUACGACCAUAUGAUAGACGCUGCUUUUUUCUACGAUACAACUCAACAGUUUAAAGAUGCUAUGCAUUCCGAUCCCAGUAUUAAAAUACAAUUUGAAGUCACAUCAAUAAACAAGUCAAUAUUAUCCUCAGAUGUUAAAGAUUCCUAUCAGAGACAUAACCAGACUUUACGUGAUCCAAGUAUGGUAACACAGUUAUAUUAUUGUGGUGGAUUAAUUCGACCACAAAGAUUACAAGAUAUCAUACUUACUGGUUUUACACAAGAUGAUUUUACUCAUGGAGAAUUUGGGAAAGGAAUAUAUUUCUCUAAAUAUCCAUCAAAGGCAGCCCAGUUCUCAGCUCUAGGAAAAUUGAUUUUAGCAGAAGUAGGAUUAGGUGCUGUGCAAACGGUCACUAAACCAGAUAGAAGCAGACUGGAACCUGGUGAUGGAUGUGAUUCUAUUAUUGUUCCUGGCAGGUUAUAUAAACCUUGUGAUAAUGGAGAAGCCAUGUUUAGUCAGGAAUAUGUUGUUUUUAGUUCAAAUCAGAUUUUACCAUUAUGUUUAAUAAAUUACGAGACAGUGAAAAAAGAUGAUAGCUAGCUAGCUAGCUUGAAAAAAAAUGCUUCAUUAAAUCCUUCCAUAUAUGUGAUGGAUCAGUUGUGAUAUUUAUGUAAUUUAUUUAAAUUAAAAUAAUACCUCUUUGAUUUGAGUGAAAAAUAAAGUGUUGAUAUUGUUUUGUUGAUACAUUUUGCAUUGUUUGUAUCAAUGUUGAGAUACAACCUAUUUUUAGUUGAACUAAAAACUAUAAUUAAAAGAAUUAAGGUUAGAUCACCACAAUUCAACACUUAGUUUGGCCUAAAUCAAAGAGGUAAAUUCCAUUGUGAUAUUUGUGAACAGAUGAUUGAUAGAAAAAGCAGAUAAUUUUGUAUGUAAAUAUUAAUGUCAGAAUACAGAUCAUUUUUAUGCUAAGAAAACAUUAAGAAAAACUUUUAGGACAGGAUGGCAUAUUGUGUGAUCGGUUUAGUUUAGUAUAUUUUUAAAAAAUUAUACCAAUAUUUGCCAAAUGUCAAGUAUGGAUGUAUGAAUAUAUUAUUGCCAAAUAAAUCACUCUGAGAAUCUUAUUUUCUUACUAAGAUAUUGUAUCUGUGUAGUGUAUUAUUAUGUUAAAUUGUUUUCCUGCAUAGCCUAUUGUGACCUGUAUAUUAUUAUGUUGUUUUUUGGGUUUUUUUUAAAAUUGUCUCUUUAAGUCACAUUAUAUAAUCAGAGUAUUACUUUACUAUUAUACUGAUUAAUUUAAUGUAAUUUCUUUUAUUUCAAAUUUUUGAUUGGUCGCAUAACAGUGAUUUAUAAAAGAAUUGUCCAUAUCCUUAAAAGAUAGGUUGCAGGCAACGAAACAUAGGUCCAUAUCAGCUAAAUCAUCCGAGCAGUCGUCAAGGGUUGUGUAGGUAAUUUACAAGACACAGAUGUCAAUUUCAUACAGAUCGAAAGUUGACAAGGAUCAGCAAAGUGUAACAAGGGCCAUAACUGUGGAAAUUAUAAACUGAAAUUGCUUAAUUUUAAUAGGCUUCUUCAUUUUACUAAUCUCAAUAAUGCAUUUUAAUUUAAUACAGAUCGGAUGAUAACUUUUGUAGUUAGAGUGUUAACACGGUUCAAUUGUUAGAGCAUUCAGAAAGUUCAACAAAUGAAAUAAAGGCCAUUAGUCUCAUUAAUGUAAACAAUACAUAUAAAUUUCAAACUGAUCAGAUAAUAAAUGUGGUCUGUAGAGUGUUUGCAAGAAAUUGUAGACGACGGACAGUGGUGACAGCAAUAUCACCACAUUUCCCUGUGGGAGUAUAAAAAUGACUUUUUGGUAGUUUGUUAUAAAGUAGGUUGCUACAAAGUUGGUGUUUAAUUUAUUGUGGGCUUAUCAAUCAAUCAGAGCCUAAUAAUUUCCUGUUAUUAGAAAUAACUAUAUUUCAGAGAAAGAUAAAUUUUUAUACUCAUAGGACAAUGUAAUUGGAAAUCAUUAAUAAAUUGGCACAAUAUUUGUAAUGUACAUCUAUUAUACAUUGUUAAAAAUCAAUAGGCUUGUCUUCUAUUGAUUUUGGAUCUGACUAUGAUAUUACAGUAUAUUCCAUCAUCAAAAUAAUGUCUAAUUUAUUGUGGGCUUAUCAAUCAAUCAGGGCCUAAUAAUUUCCUGUUAUUAGAAAUAACUAUAUUUCAGAGAAAGAUAAAUUUUUAUACUCAUAGGACAAUGUAAUUGGAAAUCAUUAAUAAAUUGGCACAAUAUUUGUAAUGUACAUCUAUUAUACAUUGUUAAAAAUCAAUAGGCUUGUCUUCUAUUGAUUUUGGAUCUGACUAUGAUAUUACAGUAUAUUCCAUCAUCAAAAUAAUGUCUAAUUUAUUGUGGGCUUAUCAAUCAUUCAGAGCCUAAUAAUUUCCUGUUAUUAGAAAUAACUAUAUUUCAGAGAAAGAUAAAUUUUUAUACUCAUAGGACAAUGUAAUUGGAAAUCAUUAAUAAAUUGGCACAAUAUUUGUAAUGUACAUCUAUUAUACAUUGUUAAAAAUCAAUAGGCUUGUCUUCUAUUGAUUUUGGAUCUGACUAUGAUAUUACAGUAUAUUCCAUCAUCAAAAUAAUGUCUAAU